This is a messenger RNA of Pogoniulus pusillus (Red-fronted tinkerbird), 1493 nucleotides long. RefSeq names its product BCL2 like 14 (gene BCL2L14). The record is from RefSeq and is a predicted model, not a curated record. Gene Ontology annotation, biological process: regulation of extrinsic apoptotic signaling pathway. NCBI's taxonomy places the organism in Eukaryota, Metazoa, Chordata, Aves, Piciformes, Lybiidae. The coding region runs from base 34 to 969 and encodes 311 amino acids. The transcript has 6 exons.
CAAGCCAAGUAAGCAAACGGUGGAGGAACCAAGAUGCCUUUUCCAAAUGAUGUCACCAUGGAAGACACACUCCUGGAAGACAACGAGCGAGACAGCCUAGAAUACAAGAUCCUAAUGGCCUAUGCCCGGCGACGGCUGCCUGCCAGCAAAUACAGGAAACUCCUGGAAAAUGAAGCUAAGGUGCAGAAAUCAUCACCCUUAACUGGGAGAGGAGUAAAGACUGACCACCAAAGGGAUGAAGAGAAACCAAUACUAACAGUCCAUUUUCAGGGUCCUGUGACACAACCACAAAACAAGCAAGCAGAGCCAAGCUGCUUCCCAGGAUAUCAUCUACUUCCCCUCUCCAGCAAAGCAGAGGGGACAAGGCAGGGAAGACACACAGAAUAUCCCUGUGCUUUUAGCUCUGUUUCAGAAGGGAAUUUUCAGUCUCAGUCAGGUGAAUCAGCAGACGUCAAUCACAUUGCAGACAAACUUGCCAAGCUCGUUACCUCAAGAUCCCAGGAAUCUCCUUCUUUUGUGUUUCAAGGCCCACAUCCAAAGCAAGACAAAAGUGACUGUACUGAUGGAAGUGAGGCUAAGGAACAUGAUCAAGAGAAGAUAAUACAAUCAAUAGUUUCACUGUUAAGACAAAAAGGAGAUGAACUGGAAGAAAAGAUCAAAAGGGAUAGAGCUUUCUCUCAGUGUUUUAAAGACAUGCUGUCCUACAACUCCUUCAAGAGGAUCACUGAUUUGUUCUUGGAGGAAGUCUCAGCAGAUUCAACAAGAGCACCAGAAGGCGAAACCGAACGCUUGAAAGUUGCUUAUACAAUGGAAGUUGCCACCAGACUUACUGCUAUUGACAACCAUCCCAUGAACCUGGUCUUGGGCUUUGGAUCAAAGUACCUCAGAGAACACUUCAAGCCAUGGAUUCAGGCUCAAGGUGGCUGGGAGAAGGCUGUGGCUUCACUGGAUGAGGAAGAAGUGGAGUAAUUACAACUGAAUCCAUGUUCAGGGUGCAGGAGCCUCCAGUUACAGCACUGGCAGGCUCUUAUGGGAUGCCAGGGUGACAAUGAUUCUGUAUGUUAAUUUUUUUUAGGGAAGGUACAACUGCACUUUCUUAAAGUCAGUAUUGAUGUGAGCUUUUCCACCUCCAACUUCCCUGGAGCACUCAGCCACACAGACAGUGCUUUUAGGUCCCUUUUUGAGUAGAGGUGCUUGCCACUACUCCUGUGGACGGAUGUUAAAAGCACAAACUGAGGGAAAAUAUCAAAGUAUGCAGUCAGGAACCACUGGACAGUGAUCAACCAUCAGCCAAGUGAGACAGUUGCUGCCAGCUUUGUGUGGUUCGUAGUGGUAUCAUCUGUUAUCAGUUCCACAGCCCCUUGUUAGAAGACAAACCUACACACUGCUAUCAGCUCCCCCUCUCCUCCUCCUGAUUAGAUUCUCCAAAGCACUGAUGCAAUUGUAUACAUCUGAAAGACACUAAGUAAGGUAAAUGAGGGUUCUGACUUCAA